CGCGCUCAUGGCGGAUUCUCAGCGGGCGAUGCACACAGUGCGGUCAAAGUCAACCACUAUACUAAUGGACAACUCGAGCCCUUCUCCGCCGCUUCUCUCUCUAAUCUUUCUCUUCCUUGUCUCUAUGUUCCGUGGGGCCUGAGAUUUCGUCUUCAAGUUGGUUUCUAUCUCUUUUGAACUUGUUUAGUCUUCCUGUAAUCUUAGUUCCUCGAUUUUUUAUAGCUUAAGUUCAGAUCCUUGGAAAUCAUUUUCCUUUCACCGAUUCCUGUCUCUUUUUCUGUCUGAAUCUUCUGUUUUUUCAUCGGACCUGUGAGUUCCGGGCAUUCUGGACAUGAGGAAGUGGGAGGAUGCGAUGUUUUACUUCUUGCUGUUUGCGAACCUAUUUCUGAAUCCGGUCGUUCUAGGGCAAAAACCAGGAUUCAUAAGCAUAGAUUGUGGGGGUCUUGAAGCCAGUCAUGUGGAUGCAGUCACUGGAAUUGAAUAUGUGUGGGAUUCUGAUAUUAUGAAGCUUGGGGUAAAUCAAACAGUUGCGACUCAGUAUAUGUCUUCUCUGUCAAAAUACCUUUGGUAUCUGCGAAGUUUCCCUUAUGGAAAAAGGAACUGUUACACCGUGGGACCUGUAACACCUGGGACCAAGUAUCUGCUUAGGGCUUCUUUCAUGUAUGGGAACUACGACGGGCUCAAUUCUUUUCCUCAAUUUGACUUGUAUCUGGGCGUCAACUUUGUAAGGACAGUAAGUGGCUCAAAUUCAAAAUGGUCAUGGGUCGAAGUGAUGUUUGUGUCGACAAAUGAAAGUGUAUCAGUUUGCCUCUUGAAGACAACAUCUGAUAUACCCUUCAUAUCUUCCAUAGAACUCCGGCCAAUGAAUGUGAAUGGUUAUGCAAUUUUGAACAGCACAAACGCGAUGGUUACGCAACAACGUGACAAUUUUGGGUCUUUAAAUGGAGAGGAGUUCAGGUACCCAGAUGAUAGUUUUGAUCGCUUGUGGUUGUCACCUAGCAGCACGAACUUGGUCUCCAUUAACACUACACUUCAAGUUAAUUCAGUGAAUAAUGAUUUUAGCCCACCAUCGGCUGUAAUGCAAACUGCGGUUAUCAAUUCAAACUCGAGCGGCUCAAUUGUGUGGGAUCCCUCAAAUAUUCCAAGUAACACAUAUUUCUAUAUGUGCCUGCAUAUAGCUGAACUGCAGAAGCUCAAGGCAAAUCAGACCAGGGAGUUCAAAAUCACGUUGAACUACGUGGACUGGUACCAAGCCCAACAGCCUGAAUACCUAACUGCUGUUACCACGUUUUCCAAAUCAAGCUACCUACCGCUGUUUGGGCUGGGAGCAAACCGAGUUGAGCUCAAGCCAACUGCUAGAUCUACGUUAUCUCCCAUUUUUAACGCACUUGAAUUCUACAUUGUCAGGUCAAUGUCAAGUUCUCUAACCGAUGGCCAAGAUGUUGAUGCCCUUACAAGCAUAAAAAAUGUCCUUUCUCUCAAGAACAAUUGGACAGGAGAUCCUUGUCUGCCACAGGGUUAUGCUUGGGAUAAUUUGGUUUGCAGCAAUGACUCUUCACCCAGGAUUACUUCCCUGGACUUAUCGAACAGCGGACUAAGUGGUGAGAUUCCUCCAGGCCUUUCCCAAUUGACCGCCUUAGUGAGCUUAAACUUAGCCGGCAACAAUUUGACGGGCUCAAUCCCUUCUUCUCUUGCUAGUCUCACAAAAUUGAGUUAUUUAAAUUUAUCAGAUAAUAAUUUGGGUGGCUUAGUCCCGGAUGCUCUUCUACGUAAGAAUGAAAGUGGCAGCCUUUUAUUGAGCAUCUCCGGUAAUCAAAAUCUUUGCUCAUCAAGCACUUGCAACGUGUCUACUGGAAGGAAGGUCAACAAGACUGCAGUUAUUGGGAUAGUGGUUGCUGUUAUUAUUUUAUUAGCUUUUGCAGUUUGUUUUGCUAGUUUCAUAAUUAUCAAGCGAAGACAUCCAAAACAACCUUUGGCCGGUGAAGCUAAAUUUCUGGGGAAGUCAAGUGGUUGCCAAACAUUCUCUUAUGCAGAAAUUAUGAGUAUCACGGACAAUUUCAGAACAAAGAUUGGUGAAGGAGGAUAUGGACCUGUAUUUCAUGGAUGUUUACAGGAUGGUCAAAACGUCGCUGUGAAGAUUCUUUCUGAUAAGUCCAAACAAGGAUCGAAGGAAUUUUAUACUGAGGUUACUCUUUUGUCAAGGAUUCACCAUAAAAAUCUUGUGUCCUUUUUUGGGUACUGUGAUGAGGCAGAAAACAUGAUAUUGGUUUAUGAGUACAUCCCUAUGGGAAAUCUCCAAAAUGUUUUAUCAGGUCGAACAGACAUUAUAUUAAGUUGGAAUCAGAGACUUCAAAUUGCUUUCAAUGCUGCUCAAGGACUGGAUUACCUACACUCUGGGUGCAAGCCUGGUAUUAUUCACAGAGAUAUCAAGAGUGCAAACAUUCUUUUGGACGACAGACUUGAGGCUAAGAUAGCAGACUUUGGUAUGUCGAAGUCUGGCAUUCCUGAUGGCGCUACUCAUAUAUCUACUGUUGUUGUUGGUACUCAUGGAUAUUUGGACCCAGAGUAUUACCUGACAAAUCGACUCAAUGAAAAGAGUGAUGUAUACAGCUUCGGAGUUGUCCUUCUGGAACUCAUCACCGGAAUGCAACCAAUAAUGGUGGAGCCUUCAGGAGAAAGGACUCAUCUUGUCAACUGGGUACGACCAAGAGUAAUGAAAGGUGAUAUUGCAAGCAUCGCAGAUCCUAAAUUGCUGGGUAGGUAUGAAGUAGGGCCGAUGUGGAAGGUAGCAGAGACAGCAUUGGAAUGCACAGCAGCACAGGCUGCUAACCGGCCAUCAAUGAGCCAAGUGGUAAGCGAUCUCAAGGAAGCCAUUGAAUCAUACAAGUCAAAUUAUGCAUCAGGUGUUGUUUCAAGCUCUAAUUUCAGGCCACAAUCAGUUGCAUCAACUAGCAUUUACACUACAGGCUCUACGGUCGAUGAGGAUAUUCAUCAGGUUACUGUUAUUUACGAGUCUCCGGCAGCCAGAUAGUCCUUCCUUGUGCUUGGGUGGGAUGCAAGCAUAUGAAUGUUUCAGCGUUUACUUCUUUAAUUGGAUGUAUAGAAUUUGUUGUGGCAUUUGUAUUACUUGGAUUAUGUGCCUGCCGAGGUCUGGGAUUGAAGCCUUGGUCUGCACGGAAUCAAUUUCUUGUGUAUUGCUCAUAAAUGCGGACCACGACAUUUUGAUCAAAGCAGUCGACAAUUUGUCAUAAAGCUGCUCAAAAUGUCGUUUUAAUAAAUUAAAAACUAUAAGGUGUUUGUAUGUUAAAA
Molecule: messenger RNA, 3309 nt
Organism: Nymphaea colorata (pocket water lily)
Lineage: Eukaryota; Viridiplantae; Streptophyta; Magnoliopsida; Nymphaeales; Nymphaeaceae
Product: probable LRR receptor-like serine/threonine-protein kinase At1g05700
Exons: 14
Coding region: 332-3031 (899 amino acids)
Biological process (GO): protein phosphorylation
Molecular function (GO): protein kinase activity; ATP binding; protein binding
Source: RefSeq, a predicted model, not a curated record